This is a messenger RNA of Eremomyces bilateralis CBS 781.70, 1401 nucleotides long. Its product is annotated as SGNH hydrolase. The coding region runs from base 271 to 978 and encodes 235 amino acids. Lineage: Eukaryota; Fungi; Ascomycota; Dothideomycetes; Eremomycetales; Eremomycetaceae. The transcript is spliced from 4 exons. The record is from RefSeq and is a predicted model, not a curated record. Gene Ontology annotation, molecular function: phosphatidylcholine lysophospholipase A1 activity.
AAAAAGUGUUACUAUGGCUUUGAUUUUGAUAGACGAUAUGACCAUAACCCUAAUCGGAAAUUCCGAGAUGGAGAUUGUUGCCAAUGGUCCGAGGCAACAUCAGAGCCGAAUCAAAAAGGGCUUUCGAUUAGUUUAAUGAAAGAGGAUUCGAAAGGCUGCAGGCCAGCCUCGAUGUAUAUAAGUGAAUCAUCGCGGUCCAUUCUCCCUUUUGCUAUGAUACUCUAAACACACUUGAGUUCUCGUCGCGCAUCGACGAAUAUACGACACAAGAUGGCUCGUACAGCUGUUUGGUUCAGCCUUUGCGCUCUUUUCUUCCCUCUAGCUUUUGCACAGCUGAAGAUUAUGCCCCUUGGAGACUCAACAACAGCGAUAACGUGUUGGAGGGGUGUGCUCGCGCAGGAGCUGAGGACUGCGGGGGCAGAAAAUUUCCAGUUCGUGGGCACUCAGCGAUCCACGUGCGGAGACAAUGGGGGCCACGAAGGCUAUCCGGCAAUCAAGGCAACAGCAGCACAGUCGGGGCCUAACAUAGGCGGGGCUCCGUGGGACCAAAAUAAGCUUCCUCCUAUCUUGGCCGCACUGCACCCUGAUGUCGUGAUGAUCCUGCUUGGAGUCAAUGAUAUGGCUUUCAGAGGGGACCCUUCUAAAAUAACCGCCGCAUUCGGGAAGCUCGUUGAUCAAAUGCGAGCAGAUAACCCGAACGUACAGGUAGUUGUCGCACAAAUCCCACCGGCGACGCUCACAGACGUCAGGCCGCUCGAUGUGGCAAUUCCUCCUUGGGCGGCAGCGAAGUCGACACCAGAGUCCCCGGUCACUGUGGUAGACUGCUUCACAGGAUUUGAUGCGUCCGCUGAUACUAGGGAUGGUGUCCACUUCAAUGAUAGAGGGGACCAGAAGGUGGCCGCGUGUUUCGCCCCAGAGCUUUAUCGAAUUAUUACGGAAGACGCUGGUAGCGGUGGCGCGCCUGCGGCGAGUGUCUAGGCAAAAUCAAAGGGUCUCAGGGAUAGUUUGCCGUCCACAUGCAAAGAAAUAGCAUUUGAGCGUCGAAGCGGGUUCUAUUGACGGUGCAUCACUUGUUGGCGAAGUUCCAUACAAAUUGAAAUAAUGUGUCUGCAAUUGCCCAGAUAUUCGUAUUGACUCAUCGAAUUAACGUGAGCUGGAAAUAAAGUUUGAUUGUUGCCAUUGGCCAGUGCAAAUCCCAACUAUUGGACCGUGUCAACCCAUGCCGGACAGCUUGAGAACUUUGCCAUGGCUGAACGUCAGACGCCGGAUGGCGGUGUUUAGACUCUUCUCGAGGGCUCUCGGCUCGCAGCCUCAAAUGAGAACACAAGACAUACAAUGCACCUGCAAGGCAGAUCAUGUGACUAACCAACAUGACCUCAGCCAUUUCACUCUUCAUCUAAG